Lycium ferocissimum is the source of this 1092-nucleotide messenger RNA. RefSeq names its product MYB-like transcription factor EOBII. The transcript has 3 exons. The record is from RefSeq and is a predicted model, not a curated record. Gene Ontology annotation, cellular component: nucleus. Bases 157 to 894 code for a protein of 245 amino acids. Gene Ontology annotation, biological process: regulation of DNA-templated transcription. Gene Ontology annotation, molecular function: DNA-binding transcription factor activity; sequence-specific DNA binding. NCBI's taxonomy places the organism in Eukaryota, Viridiplantae, Streptophyta, Magnoliopsida, Solanales, Solanaceae.
AUAAAAAUUGACUGGUAUGUGAUGAAGCAACAUGAGUCUUAUAUAAAUAGCAAUAAAACUUGCUGAUUAUGUCACAGAAUUUUGAGGACAAAACAGCUUAGAUAGAUUGUCCCCUUAAUAAGCUCUCUCAAAAGCUUUUAAAUUAUUUUUGUACAAAUGGGUAACUGGGGAGUUAUAGAACAAGAGUGGAGAAAGGGUCCUUGGACAGCUGAAGAAGAUAAAUUGCUCAUUGAAUAUGUCAAUUUGCAUGGUGAAGGCAGGUGGAAUUCUGUUGCUAGACUUGCAGGAUUGAAAAGAAAUGGAAAAAGUUGUAGGUUGCGAUGGGUGAAUUACUUGAGGCCAGACCUUAAGAGGGGGCAGAUUACUCCACAUGAAGAGAGAAUCAUUCUUGAGCUCCAUGCUAUAUGGGGAAACAGAUGGUCAACAAUUGCUAGAAGCUUGCCAGGGAGAACGGACAACGAGAUCAAGAAUUACUGGAGGACUCAUUUCAAGAAAAAGGUCAAGAAAUCAAGUGCUGAUAAUUCUGAAAAGAUAAAAUCCCGUCUUUUGAAAAGACAACAAUUUCAACAACAGCAACAACUCAACAGUCAAAUCGACAUGAAAAAGGUCAUGUCAAUUUUUGAAGAAAAUGAGACAAAAAUUCCAACUUAUGUACCAAAACAAGACAUGGCCUUUAUGUACCAAAACGUAUCUCAUGAACAAGACCAAGAUGGUUUCUUCUAUUCUAUGAUCAAUGGAUAUGCUAAUGUGCCAGUGCCUAAGGCCUCAUCUAAUGACAUCAUGUGGGACAUUGGCUUGUGGAACUUGGAUGAUGUCAAUGCCAAUUUCAGCACUGCAGCUUACAAUAAAACUCCACCUUGCCUACAAACUCAGCUGGCUACUCCUUUCUGUUGAAUUUUACUAAUUACGGGCAACGAGUGUGGUGGAAUGGAUAGUAUUUGACUGCGCUUAAUCAGAGUCCCGAGUUUGAAUACUGUGAAUGGACAAACUUCUAAUAGAAAGUGUUUCCUCCUUUAGUCAGCUCUAUGAGAUGUGAAUAUGAUAUAGUCGAAUCAGUAGAUACUUCCAAUAAUAAUUCUCUUUUUCAGCCUC